UCGUCCAUAGAAAAUUCAUCAAUCCUUGAUAUGUUCAAUAUUUUGAUUUUCCCGCUAAUAAACAAGUCAUUUCAUUUCAUUGUUGUUAAUUCUUUCAAUUGGAAGCACACUGAAACAGUAACUCAGUAUCCCUUUAAUUCAAUCAGUCUUGAGUCUAGUAAUAUAUAUCUCCUGUGUUAUUAUAUAGUUUGCGUGUAAUCAUCGUUUAGAUCGAAUUUUGUGUAGUGCGUCAUAAAUAAAUCUAAUCAUGUCCAGUUUCAAAGAGAAUUGUGAAAAAUAUUUUGGCACCACGAAUUUUUAUGAAAUAUUGGAGGUACCUAAAGAUGCCUCACAAAAAGAUAUUAAGAAAGCUUAUCACAAACUGUCCCUGGUGGUUCAUCCUGACCGUGUAGACUCACCCCAAAAGCUGGUUGCUACUGAGAAAUUUAAAGUUCUUGGAAAAAUCCACUCAAUUCUUCAAGAUGAAAGCAAACGUAAAAUUUAUGAUGAUUGUGGUGAAUUUGACGAUGAGGGAGACACCGACUUCAACUGGAUGGAAUAUUGGAGGAGUCUCUUCAAAAAAAUAAGUCUCAAAGAUAUACAGAACUUCGAAAAUGAAUAUAAAGGUUCAGAAACUGAAGUGAGAGAUAUCAAGAAAGCAUAUGAGUCCUGUAAAGGUAACAUGACUAAAAUGAUGGAAUAUAUCCCAUUUUCUAACCCCGAGAGUGAGCCCAGAAUAAUUGAAGUAGUGAGAGGUUUGGUGGAUAAGGGGGAGGUUGAAGAAUAUGACGUGUUUUUCAAUGAACCUGCUAAGAAACGAAGGCUGAGGCAUAAGAAGUACCAAAAGGAAAAAGAGGAAGUUGAGAAAGAAUCAAGUGAAAACAAAGCAAGACGAGAACAGUUUUCAAAUUUAGAAAAAGAUUAUAUUGGGUCAGAGAGUGAAUAUGCAGAUAUUAAAAAUGCAUAUGAGUCUUGGAAGGGAAAUAUGACUAAAAUGAUGGAUUCUAUUCCUUUUGCUAAAAUUGAAAAUGAACCAAGAAUUAUUUCGGUAGUUCGAGGUAUGGUCGAAAGAAAGGAGGUGCCAAAGUAUGAUAUUUUUUUCAAUGAACCUCUUAAGGAAAGAAAAAAAAGGCAUCAAAAGUUCCAAAAGGAGAGAGAGGGAGUAGAAAGAAACUCCAUGGAAGAUCUGGAAACAGUUGCCAAUGAAAUCCAGCAGAGAGCAUCAUCGAGCUUUAUGAAUAUGAUAACAUCUCUCGAAUCUAAAUAUGGAAACAACAAACGGAAAUCUAUAACUACAGGCAAAAAUGCUUCCAAAAAAAGGAAGAUAUCAAAGAAAUAAAAUUUCUUUGAUAAUGGCUGUAUUAUUAAUUUAAGUCAGUGUUUUGAAAUUGUAAUACUUUGUUUUGAUAUUCCCCAAUAAAGAAUAUAAUGCUUGUUGUA
This is a messenger RNA of Coccinella septempunctata (seven-spotted ladybird), 1419 nucleotides long. RefSeq names its product J domain-containing protein CG6693-like. NCBI's taxonomy places the organism in Eukaryota, Metazoa, Arthropoda, Insecta, Coleoptera, Coccinellidae. The transcript is spliced from 4 exons. Gene Ontology annotation, cellular component: cytoplasm; nucleus. The record is from RefSeq and is a predicted model, not a curated record. Bases 248 to 1318 code for a protein of 356 amino acids. Gene Ontology annotation, molecular function: heat shock protein binding.